GGGGGGGUGUGUUUUGGAGUUUCCUUCCACGCUGAUAGGAUCCCACAGCACAGGGGGAGCCGCUUCGCCUCCCUCGCUGUCCAGUCCGAUUUUUGCGGUGGUCUUGGAGAACCCGAGGUGCGCCGGGAAACGGGUCGCGCUCGGAGAAAUACAUCCUCUCCGCUUUAUUUCCACGGGCUCCCGUGUCGCCGCACAGUGGCAGAAGGGGCCUCCGGAGGACUGCCUUCUCUCUGCUCUCGGAUUCCAACAGCCUCCGCUGAGCCGCCGCCAGACCCCUCGCUCUCUCCCUCCCCUCCCCGGCCCCGGCGUUGAAGAGGGCGCUGCCCUGCCUGCCGGGAUGGAGGUCGGCAUGCGUGUGGUCCGCGGCGUGGAUUGGAAGUGGGGCAGCCAGGACGACGGGGAGGGCCAUGUGGGCACUGUGGUGGAGAUCGGGCGCCAGGGCAGCACCACCACGCCCGACAAAACCGUGGUGGUGCAGUGGGACAACGGGACCCGCACUAACUACCGCACAGGCUACCAAGGGGCCUAUGACCUGCUCCUGUAUGACAACGCCCAGAUCGGGGUUCGCCACUCCAACAUCAUCUGCGACAGCUGCAAGAAGCACGGCAUCAUGGGAAUGCGCUGGAAGUGCAAGGUGUGCUUCGACUACGACCUGUGCACGCAGUGCUACAUGAACAACAAGCACGACCUGAGCCACGCCUUCGAGCGCUACGAAACUGCGCACUCCCAGCCAGUCGCCCUGACGCCGCGGCAGAACCUCUCCCGGAUAAUUUUGAAGGGGAUCUUCCAGGGGGUGAGAGUGGUGCGAGGACCGGACUGGGACUGGGGCAACCAGGACGGGGGAGAAGGGAAAAUUGGGAAGGUGGUGGAUAUCCGUGGAUGGGACACUGAGUCGGGGCGCAGCGUGGCCAGUGUGACGUGGUCCAAUGGCACCACGAACGUCUACCGAAUGGGUCACAAGGGCAAGGUGGACCUCAAGUACAUCUCUGACGUUGCAGGGGGCUAUUACUACAAAGAUCACCUCCCCAAGUUAGGGGAGCACGCGGAGCUCCAGAGGCAGGAGAGCGCCGACGGACACGCCUUCCAGCAGGGGGACAAGGUGAAGUGCCUGCUGGAGGUCGACAUCCUGCGGCAGAUGCAGGAGGGUCACGGAGGCUGGAACCCCAAGAUGGCGGAGUACAUUAGCCGAAUAGGAACUGUGCACAGGAUCACUGACCGGGGGGAUGUCAGAGUCCAGUACAGCAAUAACAUCCGCUGGACUUUUCACCCAGGGGCGCUCACCAAGGUGCACACUUUCGGGGUGGGAGACCUGGUGCGCGUGCUGGACGACAUGGACAACGUCAAGCGGCUCCAGGCUGGCCACGGCGAGUGGACGGACAGCAUGGCGCCUGCGCUGGGGCAGAUGGGCAAAGUGCUGAAGGUGUACGCGGACGGUGACCUGAGGGUGGCUUUCGGAGGGCAGACCUGGACCUUCAACCCUGCGUGCCUCACCUCCCAGCCCGCGGAGGUGGACGCCAACCUCAUGACCACCGAGAACCCCAACGAAUCCGGAAGCACCGUCAUCUCUGUGCUGGAGAAGCUGCUGUCCCAGUCCACCGAGCUGGACCACCCCGGGCGGCUGGUCAUCGAGGCGGCGCAUGGCAGCGCCAGCAAAGUCCGAGACCUGGUGCAGAAGUACCCAGACAAAGUGGACAUCAAGAAUCAGGGCAAGACGGCUCUGCAGGUGGCUGCCCAUCAGGGGCACGUGGAGGUGGUGAAAGUCCUGCUUCAGGCCAACAGCAGCAUUGAGGUCAAGGACGAGGAUGGGGACACAGCACUGCACUACACAGCCUUUGGGAACCAAGCAGAGACUGCGCGGCUACUGCUGAGCAAAGGUGCCAGCGUGAACCUGCUGAACAACUCCAUGUGCACAGCCCUGCACAUCGCGGUCAACAAGGGCUUCACGGAGGUGGUGAGGGUGCUGUCGGAGCACAAUGCGGAUGUCAACCUGCAGGACUCGUACGGGGACACCCCCCUGCACGACGCCAUCGCCAAGGACUUCAGGAACAUCAUCGAGAUCCUGACGGAGGUGCCCACCAUCGACUUCACCCAGCAGAACACCCGCGGCUUCAACCUGCUGCACCACGCGGCUCUGAAGGGCAACAAGCUGGCGACAGAGAAGAUCCUGGCCCGCGCCCGACAGUUAGUGGACGUGAAGAAGGACGAUGGCUUCUCUGCGCUCCACCUCGCUGCCCUCAACAACCACAGGGACGUGGCGGAGAUCCUGCUCAAGGAGGGCCGCUGCGACGUCAAUAUCCGGAACAACAGGAACCAGACGCCGCUGCAGCUGGCGGUGACGCAGGGCCACGCCGAGAUGGUGCAGCUGCUGGUGACGGAGGGGGCGGACGUCAACGCGGAGGACGAGGACGGGGACACGGCCAUGCACAUCGCCCUCAGCCGGCAGCAGCUCGCCGCCACCGUGGCCGCCUCUGAGGGCGAGGGCUCCUCUCUCUACGCCAGGCUGCACAGCUCCGGUUUACUGGGGAACUUGGAACUGAACGUGGGGGCUGCCAUGGCCUGCUUCUUGGCACAGGAGGGCGCGGACAUCAACUACGCCAACCACAAGGGCAAGCACCCCCUGGACCUGGUGACCGACGGCAUGGUCGUCCAGCUCAUUAAGAACUUCUCCGAGAAACACAGGGAUCAGCAGCUCCAGAGCCACAGCUGUGGGACUGCCGUGGGCAGCAGCAGCCUGCGGCGCGUCCACACCACGCCCAACACCAUGACCAACCUGGCCAUGCCCAGCGCCGCUGGGCCCAGCGAGUGCCUCAUCUGCUCCGAGCUGGCUCUGCUCGUCCUCUUCUGCCCCUGCCAGCACAGCGUCGCCUGCGAAGAAUGUGCUCAUCGGAUGAAAAAAUGCAUCAAAUGCCAGGUUACAAUCACAAAGAAAAUCCGGCAAGACAACACAGAGGUGGAGUGCAGCCCCAGCUCGGAGAACUCGGAUCAGCACAACCUGCUGGAGCAGCUGCAGUUCCGCUUCCGGCAGAUGGAGGAGCGGAUCACCUGCCCCAUCUGCAUCGACAACCAGAUCAAGCUGGUGUUCCAGUGCGGCCACGCCUCGUGCGUCGAGUGCAGCGCCGCGCUCAAGACCUGCCCCAUCUGCCGGCAGGCCAUCCGCGAGAGGAUCCAGCUGUUCGUGUGACCCCCCCCUGGUGCCGACCCGUCUGAACGGAAGCCCGUGGCUCCGGGGGCGCUGGCGCACCCCUGCUCCUCUGGAGGCGAACCCCGAGGCCGGACACGCCGCGGCGGAUGCGAGGAGACCGCCGGGGGCUGGCCAUGACUUUUUUCCACGGCUGCCAGACAGGUGGAUUAUUAUUUUUCCAUCUGGGCCUUUUCCAUGUGCGCUUUUUCCGACGUGCAGCGAACCCUCCCAGCUCCCAGCCCGGUUCUGAAAACGGAGGGUGAAGGGGUGAUUAUGAUUCAGUCCUCUUGCCCGUCUCCUGUGCCCCCCCUCCCCGAGCUGCCUCUCCCCUGACCUUUUUUUAUCAGUGUCAGGAUGACAUGACAUUUUGUGUUGUUUUUUUUUCUUCAAGUUUUCAGAUGAAUCAAACAUAUGCUUUGCUGCUUCAAUAGUGUAGCCUUUUGCACUGGGCUGUAGCAGCACUUGCAAAGCAGUAGAUGAAUGUUAACAGAGUAUAGGAAUUAUUUACCUUUUCCCAUUGGUAUGUAAAAGAGCUAUAUAUAAAUAUAUAUAUGUAUAUUGUAAGAUACUGAGUAUGUAUUAUUUGUGAUUAGCCUAGCUGUAACAAGUGCUGUUUAUUUAUCUACUGAAAUCCUCUGCCCCUUAUUUAUCUACAAGAAAUUAUUUUUGCCAUCACUCAGUGAAAACUCUUGAACACCCAAAAAACAUCUGAUUCCAAACCAACUUACUCAGGGUCCUAACUCAAACCUACAUCUUGUAAGUUGUCACGCAUCUCAAAAAGGCCUUGCAGUAGCGAUAAAACGCGGAUCGUUUUCAACUUGGAUUUCCAGAUUGGUGAAAAACAAAAGAUUUUUUUUUGUGUAAAGGAUCAUGCUUCCAGAGCUGACAGAUGUCCUCUGUUUUUCUUGUGUUCGGGAAAACAGGCAUUGCGGACAGUGUUUGGACUGAACAUCAGGAGGUGUAUUGGAUUCUGUGUGCUUGCUUGUAAUCAGAGGUGAUCAGUUUAGAAGAAAAUGUUAAAGCCACAGGAAGAUAAGAGGCUUCUGUGUAAUGUAGACUUUAUUCCCUUUUAAAACGUAAAGGUAUCUCUCACUUGAAUGAGACCAAGGGUCUUUCAUGUAACCUGUAAAAUCACCUGACCAAACCUCGAGAUAUCCCACCUAAUCUCAUGAACAGAAAGACAUACUGAUCUUUUUUUCUACCACAGCAGCUCAUUGGCAGCGCGGUAUACUGUUUAGGUACUAAAUAGCCCACAGCAGUGAUUUAACAGUUGCUUGCAAAGGGAAACAGGAAUGAUACCUGUGUGCUGACAAAAAACAAAAGAGGUUCUGAGCAUGCAGGUGUUGCCAGGCAGUGCGAGCCAAAGGGCUUGUUGUCCUAAGUAAGGCCAGAGAUGGUUGGGAUACUGUGUGACAGAUGAGCACUGAUCAGUUGUCUGUUCUGGGAAGUCAGUACCGGUUUUGCAAGCAAGCCGUUUUCUCAUCCGUAUUUCUCCUCAACGCUGUUCUGGAUAAAACUUGUCCAUGGACGUUCGCAAGAUCCUCCACUUUGAUGGGAUGGGAAAAUAAAUCCUGCACAAGCAUCUAAAAUUUGAAAAAUAAAAUUUAGAAAUGCACCAAAAUACAUUAACUUGUUACAGUAAAUCUUAGUUUUUUAAGGAUAUCUACACAGACAGAAAAAGUCAUGUUUGGACACAUUUCUAACUGUUUUUGUAAAUAUAAAAUUUCAAGGGUGAAAGGUGAAUCCAUAGGUAAGAGUUGAGGCCCAGCUUAAAAAAAGACACACUAGUGUAGGCCUUUAUCUUGACCAGCUUAGUUCAAUAUCAGGUUUGCGUAAUAUUACAUUAACAAAUAGGACCCCUAAAUAUGCUCUCUCUUGUUAUGUUCUAAAGGGCUUCUGCAUUUAACAAAAACAGAAGGAAAAAGGUGGCUCGCUUUUGAUUUUCACCCAUGGCUUAAUGUGGCUAGAGCUCUGGAAGUCCUUUCUUUCAGAACUCGGCCAUGAUUGGGUGAAACUCUGAAUGUGAGAAAGUAAAAACGUUUUACACUGCCUUGCAAUGAAGUUUCAAAGACGCAAAUAAAUGAAGGUUUACUUGGAGAAAUCAUACUACACCUGUGCCAAAUGAGCAGGGAGCAGAUUGGCGCCCCCUGCUGACAGAAACAGGAAUGUACACGAAGCAACAGUCGAGUUUGUUUUAGGGCUCAGGUCCUUAAAGCACUGCAGCCUCCAACUCUUGGCUUGUAUUGGAAUUUCUUUUUUAAAACAAUCUUGUAAUCCUGACUGAUACUGUAGGUUGAGCACUGCGAGUUUUCAUUUGCUCAGUGUGGAAGAUGAGAAAUGGUAUCCCAGACAAAGCAUCAGUAUUUGGUUUUGACGAGAUGCGAUUAUUGCAUUUCAUGCAGGCAUCGAGUAUGCUACAGUAGGAAGGAGAAGGGGCCCUUGUCUCGAAGGUGUUGUACUGAACCUAAAUUCCUCAAGAAACCUGCUUAAUGAAGCAAUUCAGAGCUCAGGGAUUAAAAGGAACAUAAAGUAGAAAAUGCAACCCUGACAUCAUAAAUGUUUUACACUUAAACGUAAAAGUUACAUUUAUUUGCAAAUGCACUUUGUGAAGUUGCAGUUGGAGUUGCAUUUCGGAUAAGAUACAGCUCAUUGUAUCUUUAGUAUUUAUGCAGUGUCUUUGCUUGCUUUUAUUUGCUUUUUAACCCAAAUCUAGCCCCAAGAAAUGGGGAGAGGAGCCCUGAGGUUCUGAAAACCGCCUGCAAGGAUAAACCAUUAAGGUGAACAGUUUACAGUUGUGCUCAUUUCUGGGUUCUCUGUCUGAGGAACAUGUGAAUUGCUGUGCCACAGCUAAGUUUGAACAACACUGGGUCUGUAAACUUACGAAGUCAGGAAUCACAGUAUUGCAGAUAUUGUUU
This is a messenger RNA of Lepisosteus oculatus (spotted gar), 6096 nucleotides long. NCBI's taxonomy places the organism in Eukaryota, Metazoa, Chordata, Actinopteri, Semionotiformes, Lepisosteidae. The record is from RefSeq and is a predicted model, not a curated record.